AUGGCCUCGUUUCCGCGUUUCCGGUUUCUGGCCAUUGCCGUCGUCUUCCAUUUAGUAAAGGCCAGCGUCGACCCCACCACCCGCAGAUCGUCUAGUGCUCUUCGUAGACCGGGGCAUGUGGCUCUCAUUGCCGGUCUGUACGAGGAUGUCUCUGCGGUUACUACGGGUUGGAAGUUGAACCCUGUCAAUUUUGACAGCGUGUUUAACCGCAGCCGGCACACUUGGAGCUGGGGCAGCCCCGACAUUCUGCCCAUGUUCGAGCAGGGUGCCGUACCGGGCAGAGUGGACGCUUAUACAUACGGUGCUGAGCUCGAGGACUUUUCUUUGGAUGGGUUUGCGCUGGAUCUCUGGGUGUUCGACCACGUCAAGGAAUUGUUCGCCGAGGCUCGUACUAACAAGACGCUCAACGAUGCGCUGAGACAGGACAGGAUCGUUUUCUUCCUCCACUUGCUGGGGCUGGACACCACUGGACACUCGUUCCGGCCAUACUCCAAGGAGUACCUCAACAACAUCAAGGUGGUUGAUAAGGGUGUUCAGGAGAUCACAGAGUUGAUGAAAGAUUUCUAUGCCGACGACCGCACCGCCUUCGUUUUCACGGCCGACCAUGGCAUGAGUGACUGGGGUAAUCAUGGUGACGGCCACCCGGACAAUACCCGGACACCUCUCAUUGCGUGGGGUUCCGGGGUUGCCAAGCCCCAGCUCUACCCAGGAGAGGUCGCGCCAGGACACGACGAAUAUUCUUCCGAUUGGAAUUUGGAUCAUAUUAGGCGGCACGAUGUCGAACAAGCCGAUGUUGCUGCUCUUAUGGCAUAUCUCGCUGGUACCGAGUUUCCGGCGAACUCGGUCGGCGAACUGCCACUCUCCUUCCUGACAGCUGGCCUCAAAGAGAAAGCCGAGGCAUCGCUUGUCAACGCACAGGGGAUACUCGAACAGUACCGAGUCAAAGAGGAGGGUAAGAAACUCACGGAGCUGAGGUACAGACCGUACGAGCCCCUGAGCGACGAAGGAAUGGCGACCGAGAGCCGGGUAGCGCACAUCCGGCAGCUCAUCGAAACCGGCAGCUAUGAGGAGGCCAUUGAGGAGUCGGCCGCUCUUCUGAAGGUUGGACUUGGUGGUCUCAGAUAUCUGCAGACUUAUGAUUGGCUGUUCUUGAGGGCUCUCAUCACUAUUGGUUAUUUGGGAUGGGUAGCAUAUGCCCUCACCACCGUCAUCGACCUCCAUGUGUUGCACGGACGCAUCCAACCCUCGAGAACCUUAAUUGGGACUAUUAUUUCGACUUCUGCCUUGACGGCGCUCUACGCGUCGUUUGCCAUCUCCAAGUCGCCACUAACCUACUACGCAUAUGCGUUCUUCCCCGUAUUCUUUUGGGAAGAGGUGUAUGCCCGGCGGGAGAGUCUGACAGAGGGCCGCAAGGAAUUGUUCGGGCACAUCAAGUCAAGCAGCAAUUUUGUUUCGUUGGUCUUUAACUGCGCCGUUUAUGUUGGGAUCAUCGAGUCACUGGCCUUGGGCUAUAUCCACCGCGAAAUCUUGACAAUACUCUUCGUUAUUGGCGCCUUUUGGCCUAUUGCAUAUGGCUUCUCGUUCCUCCGGCAACAUAUGGCCCUGUCAAUCACAUGGUUCCUAUCCUGCAUAGCCAUGAGCACCUUCACACUACUUCCGCCAGCCAUGACGACCGAGGAUGUCAACAUGAUCAUGCUCGGAGGCGCAUUGAUGGUCCUCGUUGGCAUUAUCUACCUAAUUCUAGAAGAUUUUGUUCUCUCGGACUUUGGCUGGUCCGAGAAGCCCUCGUCUCCAAGAAACCACGUUUCAAGGACGUUGGUGGGCAUCCAGAUUGGCUUGACCCUCCUUGCUGCGCUUGUCACCCGCUCUAGCGCUUUGUCUAUGCAAGCCAACCAGGGCCUUCCCCGUGGCAACCAGGUGAUGGGCUGGGUUGUUCUUGUUGUUUCGCUGCUGAUGCCGCUGGCGUACCGGGCGAAACCCAACAACCAUUACAUGCACAGGAUUCUGGUCAUCUUCCUCACUUGUGCCCCUACCUUUGUCAUCCUAACCAUCUCGUACGAGGGACUCUUCUACAUCGCCUUCUCGGCGGUGCUCGUCAGCUGGGUCCGGUUGGAACAUGCCAUCUACAAGUUUCCCUCGUCGUCAGCCAACGGCGCGGCCCGCAGCGCGCCCAGCCCGGCCAAACCGCAUAACCUCGAAACGUCACAAACCCUCCCGUCUCCUUUCCGCCCGCUCACCCUGCGCGACGCCCGCGUCGCCCUCUUCUUCUUCGUCCUCUUCCAGGCGGCCUUCUUCAGCACGGGCAACGUGGCGUCCGUGUCAUCCUUCAGUCUCGACAGCGUGUCUCGCCUGAUCCCCAUCUUCGACCCCUUCUCGCAAGGCGCCAUGCUCAUCCUUAAGUUGCUGAUCCCCUUCGCCCUCAUCUCGGCCAACCUCGGCAUCCUCAACAAGCGCCUGGGUGUCGCGCCGUCGGCGCUGUUCAUGGUUGUCAUGGCUAUCAGCGACAUCUUGACCCUGUACUUCUUCUGGGUCGUCAAGGACGAGGGCUCGUGGCUGGAGAUUGGGUCUACCAUCAGUCACUUUGUCAUUGCGAGCUUGUUGUGUGUGUUUGUGGCGGCCCUCGAGGGUGUCAGCGCCAUGUUUAUUGCUGGUGUCGAGGUGAGCGAGGACGUGGACAGGGCGGUGGGAAAGGGGGCUGUGGCGGAGGUGUUGUUGGAGAAGACUGAGGCAGAGCGGGAUGGUGGGGCGGGUUCUGGCGGUAAAUAG
Messenger RNA from Chaetomium globosum CBS 148.51, 2766 nucleotides. RefSeq lists its product as uncharacterized. Gene Ontology annotation, molecular function: mannose-ethanolamine phosphotransferase activity. Gene Ontology annotation, cellular component: endoplasmic reticulum membrane. Gene Ontology annotation, biological process: GPI anchor biosynthetic process. Bases 1 to 2766 code for a protein of 921 amino acids. The record is from RefSeq and is a predicted model, not a curated record. The transcript has 6 exons. NCBI's taxonomy places the organism in Eukaryota, Fungi, Ascomycota, Sordariomycetes, Sordariales, Chaetomiaceae.